UGGGCCAGAAUGCCGACAGGGGGCCCCAUAGAAAUCUGCCCUGCCCCUGCGGUUACUUCAGAGACCCUGGGCAGGGCUGUCAGCUGAAGUCCCUCCAUUAUCCUGGGAUCUUUGAUGUCAGGGAAGGGGAGGCCUUGGUCUGAAGGGGCUGGAGUCAGGUCAGUAGAGGGAGGGUCUCAGGCCCUGCCAGGAGUGGACGUGAGGACCAAGCGGACUCGUCACCCAGGACACCUGGACUCCAAUGAAUUUGGACAUCUCUCGUUGUCCUUCGCGGGAGGACCUGGUCGUGUAUGGCCAGAUGUGGGUCCCCUCAUCUCCUUCUGUACCAUAUCAGGGACGUGAGUUCUUGACAUGAGAGAUUCUCAAACCAGCAAAAGGGUGGGAUUAGGCCCUACAAGGAGAAAGGUGAGGGCCCUGAGUGAGCACAGAGGGGACCCUCCACCCAAGUAGAGUGGGGACCUCACGGAGUCUGGCCAACCCUGCUGAGACUUCUGGGAAUCCGUGGCUGUGCUUGCAGUCUGCACACUGAAGGCCCGUGCAUUCCUCUCCCAGGAAUCAGGAGCUCCAGGAAUCAGGCAGUGAGGCCUUGGUCUGAGUCAGUGUCCUCAGGUCACAGAGCAGAGGGGACGCAGACAGUGCCAACGCUGAAGGUUCUGAGGUGGACAGGCUGACAAGUAGGACCCGAGGCACUGGAGGAGCAUUGAAGGAGAAGAUCUGCCUGUGGGUCUUCAUUGCCCAGCUCCUGCCCGCACUCCUGCCUGCUGCCCUGACCAGAGUCAUCAUGCCUCUUGAGCAGAGGAGUCAGCACUGCAAGCCUGAAGAAGGCCUUGAGGCCCGAGGAGAGGCCCUGGGCCUGGUGGGUGCGCAGGCUCCUGCUACUGAGGAGCAGGAGGCUGCCUCCUCCUCUUCUACUCUAGUUGAAGUCACCCUGGGGGAGGUGCCUGCUGCCGAGUCACCAGAUCCUCCCCAGAGUCCUCAGGGAGCCUCCAGCCUCCCCACUACCAUGAACUACCCUCUCUGGAGCCAAUCCUAUGAGGACUCCAGCAACCAAGAAGAGGAGGGGCCAAGAAUGUUUCCUGACCUGGAGUCCGAGUUCCAAGCAGCAAUCAGUAGGAAGAUGGUUGAGUUGGUUCAUUUUCUGCUCCUCAAGUAUCGAGCCAGGGAGCCGGUCACAAAGGCAGAAAUGCUGGAGAGUGUCAUCAGAAAUUGGCAGUACUUCUUUCCUGUGAUCUUCAGCAAAGCCUCCGAGUGCUUGCAGCUGGUCUUUGGCAUCGAGGUGGUGGAAGUGGUCCCCAUCAGCCACUUGUACAUCCUUGUCACCUGCCUGGGCCUCUCCUACGAUGGCCUGCUGGGCGACAAUCAGAUCAUGCCCAAGACAGGCCUCCUGAUAAUCGUCCUGGCCAUAAUCGCAAUAGAGGGCGACUGUGCCCCUGAGGAGAAAAUCUGGGAGGAGCUGAGUAUGUUGGAGGUGUUUGAGGGGAGGGAGGACAGUGUCUUCCCACAUCCCAGGAAGCUACUCACCCAAGAUCUGGUGCAGGAAAACUACCUGGAGUACCGGCAGGUGCCCGGCAGUGAUCCUGCGUGCUACGAGUUCCUGUGGGGUCCAAGGGCCCUCAUUGAAACCAGCUAUGUGAAAGUCCUGCACCAUACACUAAAGAUCGGUGGAGAACCUCACAUUUCCUACCCACCCCUGCAUGAAUGGGCUUUGAGAGAGGGAGAGGAGUGAGUCUCAGCACGUGUUGCAGCCAGGGCCAGUGGGAGGGGGUCUGGGCCAGUGCACCUUCCAGGGCCCCAUCCAUUAGCUUCCACUGCCUCGUGUGAUAUGAGGCCCAUUCUUGCCUCUUUGAAGAGAGCAGUCAGCAUUCUUAGCAGUGAGUUUCUGUUCUAUCGGAUGACUUUGAGAUUUAUCUUUGUUUCCUGUUGGAAUUGUUCAAAUGUUCCUUUUAACAAAUGGUUGGAUGAACUUCAACAUCCAAGUUUAUGAAUGACAGUAGUCACACAUAGUGCUGUUUAUAUAGUUUAGGGGUAAGAGUCCUGUUUUUUAUUCAGAUUGGGAAAUCCAUUCCAUUUUGUGAGUUGUCACAUAAUAACAGCAGUGGAAUAUGUAUUUGCUUAUAUUGUGAACGAAUUAGCAGUAAAAUACAUGAUACAAGGAACUCAAAUUAAAAGAUAGUUAAUUCUUGCCUUAUACCUCAGUCUAUUAUGUAAAAUUAAAAAUAUGUGUAUGUUUUUGCUUCUUUGAGAAUGCAAAAGAAAUUAAAUCUGAAUAAAUAAUUCUUCCUGUU
This is a messenger RNA of Gorilla gorilla gorilla (western lowland gorilla), 2285 nucleotides long. RefSeq names its product melanoma-associated antigen 2. The transcript has 3 exons. Lineage: Eukaryota; Metazoa; Chordata; Mammalia; Primates; Hominidae. The coding region runs from base 782 to 1726 and encodes 314 amino acids. Gene Ontology annotation, cellular component: nucleus. Gene Ontology annotation, molecular function: histone deacetylase binding. The record is from RefSeq and is a predicted model, not a curated record. Gene Ontology annotation, biological process: negative regulation of transcription by RNA polymerase II.